Messenger RNA from Rangifer tarandus platyrhynchus (Svalbard reindeer), 333 nucleotides. NCBI's taxonomy places the organism in Eukaryota, Metazoa, Chordata, Mammalia, Artiodactyla, Cervidae. The record is from the annotation of a GenBank genome assembly.
AUGCAACUGACAAGUCUGGGAUUAGGGCUACAAUUAAGAGCUCACUUGAUUUUGUCAGGAUUCAGUGUCUCUCUAAUUCUUGGCUACAUUCUUCCUGGUUUCUUCACUUUUCAGGCUUCACAAGGUAAAAAGAUGCAAGCCAGCAACCUCAGAGGUAGAUUCCCCAGGUUCAAUUACAAUGGAAAAUGUGCCUCUGCCACGCAAGUUCCUGUAAGCAUCUUUCUGUUCUGUAUUGGCUGUACUUUAAGGUUGCCUGAUUUAACAAAUAAAUAUACAAGAUACUCAGCACUUUUUAAAUUGUUUCUAAUUGUCAGUGAUAUUCAUGGGGCAUAA